Molecule: messenger RNA, 3962 nt
Organism: Sturnus vulgaris (Common starling)
Lineage: Eukaryota; Metazoa; Chordata; Aves; Passeriformes; Sturnidae
Gene: PALB2
Product: partner and localizer of BRCA2
Biological process (GO): double-strand break repair via homologous recombination
Cellular component (GO): nucleoplasm
Molecular function (GO): DNA binding; protein binding
Source: RefSeq, a predicted model, not a curated record
UCUGCUCUGCUUCCCUCCUCACCAGGUCUGCAAUGCUCCGGUCCUCUCUGUAAGAUCCCCAUCUUUCCCUGCUAACAAAGCCUAGUUUUACCAUGUGGUAUUUUUCUUGGACAGGACUUGAGGAGUAUGACAUGUAUGUAUGUACGUGUGACAUUUUUUUCCCCCCAGGUUCCAGAGAUAACACAUCUCCCAGUGCUGACAGAGGUGGGCCCUCUCAGUUACAGACUAAAACCUGCUCUGAUGCUGACACAGAGAAGACAACGUCUGUCACAGUUAAGCAUGUUCCAGAAUUCUCCAGUGAUGAGGUUAGCCCUCAGGACAGCUCCCAGGCAGAAAGCUUUCAGGCCAGCCAGGAAAACCUGUGCUGUGGGGUCAUCAGGCCUGUCCCCGUGGAGAAAAAGCCCCAAACCUCCCGAGGCAUGAUGAAGCUGCGGAGACGGACAAAGGCUCUGGAAUCAAAAGAAAGGGAACCUGUGCAUGAUGUGCAUCUGAUGAGUGCUGGUGAAAUGAUGAAAAAUCAAAUUGCCAGUGCAGAGGAACUUCAGUCACCAGUGUUCAGGCGCAGCAGCCUCUCACACACUGAGGAACCCGCUGAAAGGGCACCUGGGGCACUGCUUGUGCAGGGAGAAAGAAACAGUUUCACUCCUGAUGUACCAUCAGGGGUUGUACAGGAUGUGUUUGAGAGCAGUGUCACUGCACAAGAGCCUGAGCCAUCCCCACAUGUGCUGAGGGACAGCAGGGACACCUGGCAGCCUGAAUCCCCAGGGGCUGUGGCCACACCUGAUAGACAGGAGCCGUGUUCACAGCAUGGAGACUCUGUUUUACUUGACCCCAGAGGUGAUGGUGGAGAAGAAUCUCCCGGUAUAAUAAAGCAGCCAGAAGGUCAGAAUUUGUGUGAAGAUCAGGGAGAAUUACGUGGGCUCCUGGAUUUAAUGUCAGAAAAUGAAAUACUGCUUGACAGCAGAAAUAACACCAUAACCGAGGAGAGCAAAAACCAUGAAGGACAUCAAAGUGACACUAACACCUUAAAUCCCUGUCCUGCAGAUAAUGCUGUGGACAGUGCUGAAGAAGUGUUGGAGAAUCAGCAGGCUGAUGUUCAGUCGAGGCUCUCUCCUCCUGACAAUGCUCCCGAGGGCACGCUGAGCUCUUGCACAGUGGUUGAGGGGCUGCUCUUCCCCGUCGAGUACUACGUCCGCACAACUCGCCGCAUGUCGAAUUGCCAGAGGAAGGUGGACCUGGAUGCUGUCAUCCUCAGCCAGCUGGGCAGGAACAAGAAAGGUCAGCGGAGUAAAUGCAGGCAGAAAGAUGCAAACCCCAAUCAGCCCUCGCAAGAGAGAGCCGAGGGUGAUUUGGAGCCUGGGGCUGUGGCCUUCCCUUUUCUUGAGGCAGAAAAUGAUCAAGCAAACUCAAGUAGUUCUCAGAAAUCUCUUCCUGCAUCUGGCAGCAGCAGCACUUCUCUUAAAUCCAUUUCUCAGAAAAGCAUCCCUAGCACAAGGCAAGAGCAGAGACAAUCCCAGAAAAAACAGAAGGGAAGAAGAAAGUCUGCCUGCAGAGCCCUCAUGCAUGCAGCAUCACAAGAGCUUAUAGAGAGUCAGGAUCCCACAGCAGCCAUUGGAAGCAGUGGUCUGCUGUCAAAUGAGAACCAGAGUGAGAAGGAAAACUGUGAUGCUAACCUUGAAAGGUCAUCCUCAGAGGAGAGGAGAGUGUGUGGUGCUGCAGCAUUGGGGUCUGCAGGGACAGGAGUGACUGGAGCUACACAGCCAGAGGGUCCUGACCCUGCUCCGGGUGGGAGCCAAGUGCCAGGCAAAUGCCAUAAGGCUCUGGUAGAGCGGGUUCAAAACCCCCUCCAGAGCAGUGAUUCUCUGAGCCCAGAGAGUGACACCUCUGCCAGCUGCGUGGGAGAUGUGGAAGCCAACGCUGCUGUGUGUCAGGGAGACAAACAUCCAGUGGGGCGUGUGAAGAGGCAGCGAGGAGCCCGUGGGGCUGGGCAGCUCCCCGGGGUCAGUGUCCCUGUGCGCCGCUCCCCGCGCUGCUCUGCGAGACACGGGGCCCACACGGGCUCACCAGAUGACAGCAGCAGAAGACACAGCUGUCCCAUGGGUUCACAGGGUCCUGCUGCCCUCAGGCUCCCUGCUGUGGACCCUGACACUCGUGGCUCCCUCUUCUCCUUUCGCAGCCUCCAGUGGCUGGUCCCUCAGCUGGGCAUCAGGGACUUCCACUUACCAAACGAGGAGUUUGGAGUACUGAAACUGGAGAAAUUGAAAUCUUCUCCUGUGAAUGACUUGGAGGAUUUUGUGUCUGGGGAUGGUGUGGCUCCAGAGGACACACCAGAUGCACAAAUGAAGCCGAAAGUAAAAGGUCUCAGAAGUAAUUUGAUUUCACCUUCCAAAACUGGAUUGCCUGAACUCCCUUGCAUGGGAAGCCCAGUGUCCAAGAAGGAGCUUUCCACCCAUGAAUUGCUGUUUACUCCCUUGGGGACUGUCUUAGCUGAGGCUCCCACUCACCCUGAGUCUCAGAUUUCCUCAUCUGUUUUCCCUGCUGUGGGUGCAACCCCAGGUGUUUUACCUUCAGUGCACACUGAGGUCACGGUGAGGGACACACCUGUACCUGCCUCAGCGACCCCACCUUCCCCCGGAGGAGCAGCUGCCCUGGUCCUGGGGGAUGUGGCACACAGAGACCCUGCUGUGCCACUGCACCCUGACAGCUGUGCUGCAGGGGCUGCCACAAACCAGGAGGAGCAAGGCACAACAUUUCCUUCUGCAGCUGAAAGAGGUUCUGAGAAUAAAUCUGAUGAGAUUGUGUCCUUGGACAAGCUUCAGCAGCCAGAGAACAAUGAGCAGGAAUCCUGCAGAGCUUCACCUGAGCAGAAGAAAGAUACAGCAGAACAGUUGACUCCAGUGCUGCUGGACGGCCCCAGAGAAGAGAGCUUGCAGUUUGUGUCAGAGCUAAAGGAUUCCUCGUGUUCAUGCUCUGUGGAUGUGAGCACGGUGUGGUGGGCAGCUGCUGGCCACAGGGAGCUGCGAGUGGUCACUGCCUCCGAGAGCACCGUGUCCCUCUGGCAGCCCCUGGCACCUGACUGCUGGGCCAAGGUCUACACCUGGCACCUGAGAGAGAUUCCUGUAAUCCAGAUUGUUCCUCUGCCAGACACCUGUAACCUUGUGUGUGUAGCAUUGGGAGAGCUGGAGAUUGGAGAAAUAAGGCUCCUGCUUUAUUCUUCUGAGACUGACUCUUUCGAGCACUCCCUAGUGAAAACUGGGAAUAUAAAAGCAGUUGUUGGACUGAAGGACCGGAGGCUGGUGAGCAGCAGCAGAACCAUGCAGGAGCAGCAAGUGGAGAUGGUUUCACUCUCAGAGACAGGGGGGAGCAAGGACAGGCAGGCUCUGAUGCCCCCUGAAGAAACUGUUACAGCCUUUGCUGAAGUAGAAGGGAUGAGAGAGGCCCUGGUGGGCACCACUGCAGGGAACAGCUUUGUGGUUUGGAAUCUGAAGACAGGUCAGCUCCUGAGGAAGAUGCACAUUGGUUAUUCCUACCCAGCUUCCAUCUGCCAUCGAGCAUAUUCUGACUCUGGCCUGUUGUUUGUUGUUUUAAGCCACCCUCAUGCCAAAGAGAGCGAGUCCUGUGGAAGCCCAGCAUUCCGUGUGGUGGCCUUCAACCCCCGCACGGGCCGGAGCGUGGGGGUGAUGUUCUCCUGCCUCCCCCCCGGCCCUGCAGGCAGGUACCUGGAGGGUGACGUGUGGGGCACCGCGGGUGCCGCCGUGCUGUCGUCGGGAGCCGUGGCCGUGUGGGACCUGCUGCGGGGCCGGUGCACGGCCGUGCUGCCCGCGGGCCCUGCGGGGCGCUGGGCACUGGCCCGCUGGGCCAGCGGCGGGGCCGGGCUGCUGGCCGGGCGCUGCAACGGCACCGUGCACCUGUACCGGUACCGGCCCCCCCAGCCCGGGGCCGCCUGACAGGGCUGGGGCUGU